Messenger RNA from Poecilia latipinna (sailfin molly), 4638 nucleotides. RefSeq names its product peptidylglycine alpha-amidating monooxygenase (gene pam). The transcript has 29 exons. Gene Ontology annotation, cellular component: membrane; extracellular region. Gene Ontology annotation, biological process: peptide metabolic process. The coding region runs from base 156 to 3284 and encodes 1042 amino acids. Lineage: Eukaryota; Metazoa; Chordata; Actinopteri; Cyprinodontiformes; Poeciliidae. Gene Ontology annotation, molecular function: protein binding; copper ion binding; peptidylglycine monooxygenase activity. The record is from RefSeq and is a predicted model, not a curated record.
UUACUCUGAAAGGGGAAGUGCAGACGUGACUUCUUAUCAAUUAAAAAAAAAAAAAAAACGAAAAAAAAAAACGAGAAAACAAUCGUCAUCUGGAAAGACGUGCUGCGACCACCAGCAGCCUGGUAGUGAACGGCAGAGUGAAACCUGUAGGUGUGAUGGGACUCCUAGUGGUCAGUUUGGUGGUAGCGUUCCUCCAUCACAGUCACAGUGUGGAACUGCAGCCCUCCCUGUAUGGGUCAAAGAGGGUUUGGGAAAAUGUCUUAAAUCCCAGUGACUGUGUGUCCAGAGUCAGGCCGCCGCAGCUCUUUAACUCUCAGAAUUUCACAGUGGAUCUAAGAAUGCCUGGGGUUUUACCAACUGAGUCGGACACUUACCUGUGCUUGGCCUUUCCUGUGCCAACUAGUCGUGAUUCAUAUAUUGUGGACUUCCUACCUCAUGCCAGUAUGGACACUGUUCACCACAUGCUGCUGUUUGGCUGCCAGACUCCUGUCUCCACCAGCAGCUACUGGGACUGUGGCAGUGUACAGGGAACUUGUGAAGACGAGUCUUCCAUCAUGUAUGCCUGGGCUCGAAACGCUCCACCAACAAAAUUACCUAAAGAUGUUGGCUUUAAAGUCGGAAGAAAUUCAGGAAUGUCUUACUUUGUGCUGCAGAUACAUUAUGGAGAUGUCAGUGCCUUCAGAGAUCAUCACAGAGAUUGCUCUGGACUAACCUUAAGAAUGACAUUAAAACCGCAGCCCUUCAUUGCGGGCAUCUACCUGCUAAUGUCUGUGGACACGGUCAUCCUUCCAGGAAAAAAAGUUACAAAUGCGGAUGUUGCCUGUGACUAUGAUUCCUACCAGAUCUACCCAUUUGCCUUCAGGACCCACACACACAGCCUCGGCAAAGUGGUCAGCGGUUACAGGAUUCGUGAUGGGAAAUGGAGUCUGAUUGGGAGACAGUCCCCUCAGUUACCACAGGCUUUCUAUCCUGCUAACAAGGAAGUGACUGUGCAGUAUGGUGACACCGUGGCUGCCAGAUGUGUUUUUAGUGGGGAGGGCCGGAUCUCCAAAACGUACAUCGGGGGUACUUCAAAUGAUGAAAUGUGCAACUUCUAUAUGAUGUACUACAUGGACAGCAAACAUGCCGUUCCCUUCAUGAGCUGCAUGGAGACGGGCUCUAAAGAACUCUUUCGACAUAUUCCAGCAGAGGCAAAUGUUCCCAUUGCUGUGAGUCCAGGUCACAUGCACGCCAUGAUGCCAAUGGGAAAUGCUACAGACGACAAACAGCUGAUGAAUGCCAACAAAGCAGAGCCGGUUCUGGAUCAGGAUUCUCAUUUGGAGCAGGUGUCGGCAUGGCCACAGAGUUCUCUUCAGCUGGGCCAGGUGUCAGGACUCGCCCUGGACUCUGAUUCCAACCUGGUCAUUUUUCACAGAGGCGACCACCACUGGGGGGCAGAGGGCAGUAUUAUGUCAAAUAGACUUUUUAGAUCUUUAAAUCAUGNCACCGUGGCUGCCAGAUGUGUUUUUAGUGGGGAGGGCCGGAUCUCCAAAACGUACAUCGGGGGUACUUCAAAUGAUGAAAUGUGCAACUUCUAUAUGAUGUACUACAUGGACAGCAAACAUGCCGUUCCCUUCAUGAGCUGCAUGGAGACGGGCUCUAAAGAACUCUUUCGACAUAUUCCAGCAGAGGCAAAUGUUCCCAUUGCUGUGAGUCCAGGUCACAUGCACGCCAUGAUGCCAAUGGGAAAUGCUACAGACGACAAACAGCUGAUGAAUGCCAACAAAGCAGAGCCGGUUCUGGAUCAGGAUUCUCAUUUGGAGCAGGUGUCGGCAUGGCCACAGAGUUCUCUUCAGCUGGGCCAGGUGUCAGGACUCGCCCUGGACUCUGAUUCCAACCUGGUCAUUUUUCACAGAGGCGACCACCACUGGGGGGCAGAUUCUUUCAACAGCCAGGCUCGAUACCAGCAGCGGUCCCUGGGGCCCAUUCAGCAGUCUACUAUUCUGGUUGUGGAUCCGGCCAACGGCAGAAUCCUGAAGGCUUCAGGCCGAAACAUGUUUUAUUUGCCUCAUGGAAUAACGACAGACCAGGAGAAUAACUACUGGGUGACGGAUGUGGCUCUGCAUCAGGUGUUAAAAGUGAGCGGUGACGGCAGGGACAGAACCCUGCUGGUCCUGGGAGAGGCUUUCACUCCGGGGAGCGACACAGAGCACUUCUGCCAGCCGACGGAUGUGGCCGUCGACCCUGAAACCCAGAACAUCUUUGUGUCCGACGGCUACUGCAACGCCAGGAUCCUGAAGUUUGCUGCCGAUGGCACAUACUUAACUCAGUGGGGAGCAGGUUCGUCAGACAGAAGGAGGCGCACACCGUUCCGGAUCCCCCACAGCUUGGUGUUCCUUCCUGACAGGAAGGAAGUGUGUGUGGCUGACAGGGAAAACGGCCGAAUCCAGUGCUUCAUCGCUGAGACCGGCGAGUUUGUCAAAGAGAUAAAGAACGAAGAUUUUGGAGGAGAAGUGUUUGCCAUCACCUACAGCCCUGCCGGAAACGGCCUGAUCUUUGCAGUGAACGGAGACUCGCCCUACCACUCAGCUCCACUCAGAGGGUUUGUUCUAGAUUAUUCAACCAAACAAAUUCUGGAUUCCUUCAGCCCCACCCAGAAGGAGUUUAAAAUGCCUCAUGACAUUGUCGUAGCUAAGGAUGGAAGUGUUUUUGUUGGAGACGCAGGAAGCAAUUCAGUCUUUAAGUUUACUGCAGAAAAGUUACACCGCUCUGUGAAGAAAGCUGGAAUUGAGGUCCAGGAACUUGAAGAAGUGGAGGCAUUCGUUCAAGCCAAGCUGAGGCCACAUCCCAACAUUUCAAAGACUGCGCCUGUCAAGGAGAAGCAAACCGUGGCAGAGAAGAACCAUCCGCUGGUGGAAGUGGAACCCAGGAAAAGCAUACCAAAGUCAAAGAAAGAGAACAGCAUCCUCCCUGCUGUUGUUGUCUCUCUGCUCCUCAUCCUUCUGCUGGUCAUCGUCUUCCUGGGAGUCUUCAUGUGCUGGAUGAAAAACAAGAGAAAUGAAAUCAAAAUGGAGCCUCGCUCUGUGGGAGGACUCCCCUGUUCCUCCCUGUCAGGUAAAGCAGUGGGAACUCUGAACCUGGGGAAAUUCUUUGCGUCUCACAAAGGUUACAGUCGCCAGGGCUUCGACCAGCUGAGCACUGAGGGCAGCGACCAGGACAGGAACGCAGAGGACAGCAGCGACUCGGACACAGAGGAGUACUCUGCUCCCCCUCCUCGCCCUCCUCCUCCUCAGUCCUCCUCUUAGGCAGUCCUUCCCCCCCUCCAAAUACAGCUUAGAUUUCUCACAUGUGCUAAUUCACUGUUUUUGUAACCGUUGUCAGCUGCCAAUAUUGCUAUUUAAUGUAUAUAUUUAAAUGUGUUGUAUAUAAAAUUCAUUUUAUUGUCAUCUUGAUAAAAUCUUGGAGACAAAAUGAUUAUAUUUAUAUUUUUCUUUUAUAAAAAAUAGAUUGCCUUUAUGGAAAAAUUAUCAGCACAGUCCCCAAAAACAACUGUCCACUAAUAUCAGGUUCAGCCUUAAAAAGUCCAAGAAAAUCUGCAAAUGCAUUGUUAUGUAGAAAGAAAUAUUAAUGUAGUUUUUAUUAUUUAUGUUUUUUUAUUGUAUUUUCUUUUUGUUUCUUAGCUCUCACUUUUUAAUCGUUUUCAUAAAAUCCUGCAGCCCUGUGACUGUAGUGCCUACAGUACCACUAGGUGGGGCUGUUGUCAGCCAGGUUUGUCUCCUGCAGCUCCUGUCGGAUUAUUAAACAUGGCUGAUGCUCAGUCUGAAUGUUGGCUCAGAUUAAACCCUACAGUGUUUCAGUGUCAGCUUAGGGAUGAGAUAAAUCAGGAUUUCAGAGCAGAAUCCUGACAUCUGUUGCUGCAGUUCUUAUUAUAGAUGUCUUUUGAUGUUCUUUAUGACAUUUCAGCAUCAUCAUUGUAUUUGGUCGACUAUCAUUUCUCUUGUAAUUCUGUGCCUUCUGCUGGUUUGUUUUCUUCAAGGCAAAUAGCCCAGAUCAUCUUGUAGUUUGGCAUGGCUGACUAUUUAACAUGUGGGGAGUAGGCUUCAUGCUGCUGCAGCUUUCUGCUUGUUGUCAAAGGCUGAUCUGAACCCACUGUGCUUUUUUUUUCUUUUUUUUUUUUUUUUUUUUGUCCAGCGAAUGGAAACUAAACUAUUUCCUCUGUUCACCUCCAGAGUUUACUAAAAGCAGCACAUUUAUCCAGAACUGUAUUCAGAACAGCAUGGAAAGAGAAUUUAUUUUCCAUUUAACUGCUGUUUAGAUAUUUUAUUACAGCAGAAUUCAAGUGAAUGAUUUAGUAAAUUGCAUCUUUAAAAAAUAAAAAUAAAAAAAAAUUAAUGAUUUAAGUCACUUUAUGUAAUGUCAGGUUUUACGUUAGUGGAUCAGUUUUUCGGUUGUCAUUUUUUAAAAUCGUAUUCCAUGUUUUCUGCCGUUGCUCAUAGUUUGCUAUGGAGCUUGAGAGGCUUUCCUGACCGCAUGCCAUAGAUAUUUAGCUACGCUGUCACAUGUGGCCUACCUUAUAUUAGCUGUGGCACCGGUUUAAGUACAAGAGUACUAUUUUCAGUAACUAUUGUAUUUGUGUAAUAAAGUGUCUGCAAAGCAUCA